AUGCUCCAAGUGCGCGUAGUCUCGUCAUCCGCCUCACGGAUCCCCUGCGGUCCAUGCUACCUCGCCGACAUCAUCCAGGAAGCCGGACAGGGCGAGCACUUCAUCAUCGAAGCCGCGUCUGGCUCCUACCUCUUAGUCCUCACCAGAACGGAUGCCGCGGGGCACUCGCCUUGGUCGACCGACGACGCACUCCAGUUCUGCACUGAUGCCAUCCAGCAAUCUUUGUCCUCAGCCGUCUGCCAGUUUGAAGACGACAGCAGCGCGCUAAAGUCCUCCUCCUCCUCCUCAUCCUUCAUUUCCUUGCUCAGCAUCUCCGACCGAGCAGCCACAUCCGUGGGUAGCUGGCCGGCGGGCCUUUCGACCAAGAAGCAGCAAACCUGGACUAGCAAGCUACAGCAGUACCGCAAAAAGCUGUUCUGGCUCGUCCUGGCGCUGCUUCUCAUCGUAGCCGUAGCCACGAUAGCAGCGUUGCACCGGUCCUCGCCGGCAUACUGGCAGCGCUACGACACGCACGGCAGCGUCGGGCCCCGGUACCAGCUCCAGUUCGACCACCACAACGUGUCGGCGUGGGCAGAGCGCUACCCUUCACCCAACGACGCGUGGUUUCUGCGCAUCGACGACCAGGCCAUGGUGCCGCCCGAGCUGGUCGACGCCGACGAGCUGCGCUACCAGCGCUGGUUCCGCGCCCGCUACCCGGAGGCCGACGCGGUGCGCCUCCGCGGCGACUACCUCCAGGAGGGCUUCCUCAGCGACCCGAGCGCCAUCCAGGUGCCCGCCGACCGCGCCUUCCACAUGGCUCACUGCGUGCUGGCAGUCAGGAGGUACUGGCUGGCGAGAGAGAGCGGCCGCCAUGUUUGCCCCCGCGAUAUCGACUACAAGCAUAUGAAGCACUGCAUCGAUGCCUUGGACAUGUGGGCCUUUCCCGAGGGGCCGCGACGGUCUUUGCCUCCGACCAUGGGCGGUGGCGCUCACGGUGCUACUGCUGAGGAAUCUGGUGUGACUGUCGACGAGUCGGAUGAUACGAGGCUGGUUUGGCGCACCAAGGUCUGCUUUGACUGA
Molecule: messenger RNA, 1059 nt
Organism: Lasiodiplodia theobromae
Lineage: Eukaryota; Fungi; Ascomycota; Dothideomycetes; Botryosphaeriales; Botryosphaeriaceae
Exons: 1
Coding region: 1-1059 (352 amino acids)
Source: RefSeq, a predicted model, not a curated record